AUGGAGGAAUCUAUGAAAAAACCUCCUCCCCUGCCCUCUCACUGUGAUUCUCCACUUACCCUCAAUAACGCCAGAAAAGCAUUACUCAAACCUGCCCCUGGUCAACAUGUGAAUCCCCGGAAUCCAUGCAGAAGAGAAUAUUUGGAAAUGAAAAGAUUAGCAAAUCUCAGAUCACCGGAGACCUUUGAACUGUCUAGAUUUCAAUAUUACUUAUUAAACCAAUUUAAUCCGUCGAGUCAUGGGCCUGAAUUGACAGAAUAUAGACAAUGUCAUAAUGUCGCAUAUGAGUUAUUCAAUCUUCAAGUACAAACAACAUUAACCAAUUAUGGGGUUGAUAGCAUUCAAAUCCCUCAAGAUCUUUUACUUUCUGAUAAACGUUUGCAGACACUUUUUCUUAGGAAGGCGUUCUUAGCGGAGGCUGUUGUGAUGAGUACCUCCACCUCAGUGUCUGAAGGAACAUGGUGGAAAAGAUCCGGAGAUCUUAUAUAUUAUCAACAAAGAGGACUUAUUAUGAUAUGUGGUAGAAAUCUCUUUAUAAUACAAACUGAGCAGCUCUCAGCCUUAACAUCUCGAGGUCAUCUUACCAUCCUUUCUGACCUUGCAGCUCAAAGAUUUAGCCUGUGGAUGCAAAGUAUACCGUCUAUCUUUACAGACAAUUCGGACUGCCCAACACCUCAUGAAUUGGCAGAAUUUCUAAAAAUAGGGGAUGCAAUGCUAGCCCAGGGUGGAAAUGAAGCAUAUGAUCUUGUAUACACCCUUGAAUCAAGCUGUGUAUCAAGACUAGCAGGAAAUUACGGGGGAGGUUCAUGGGAAUCUUCCAGAUUCCGAAAGAAGAUUGAUGCAGAACAAAAAUUGUCAGCUUAUAAACUGGGAUUGACACGUCUGUUGGCCAAGAGAGAGCAAUUAUUAACUUCUGUUUUGAAUCGAAAUGUACAGGCCCUAGCUCAACUCUAUGGACUAUACAGAAUAUGGGGCCAUCCUACCUUGGAGCCAUUAAGAGGGGUGAUUGCAUUGAAAUCCAAGGGCUUGACCCCUCGAAGAAGUUUAAGUGACCAAGUUGAGAAUGUUACCAAUCAUUUCAAGGAAGAAUUUAUCAUACGUUAUAUCAACCAUCAUCAUGAAUGGCCAACAUUAGAUGUUUCUGAACUUUCUAAAUUUAAUGUGAUUCGAGUGCAUUAUGAAAAGAAACUCCAAUAUCCAAAAAAAGUUCCUGGUUAUAAAAAGAGUCAUCUCUCCCUGGUCACAUUUGGAAAAAUCUUCCCUGUCAACCCAAAGUUUGAUCUUAUAGAAUUUAUUGAUGACAAAGCUAUAUCAUUAGGAAUAGUAGAGUUAUUACAGGAAAUUACUCACAAUAGAAGUAUAGGCUCUUCUAUAACCAGAUCGUUGCUCUUAGCCUUUUUGAAAUCUGACAUUUCCGACCCGGAGAUGUUCUUGAGAAAAGUUGAUCUUGAAGGGUUCCCACCAGUAGAAAUUUGUGUAGGUGUACACGAGAAAGAACGAGAGGGAAAACUUAAGGCAAGAUUAUUUGGUCUUUUAACCUUGAUCAAACGAUCAUAUGUGGUGCUAACCGAGAAAUUAAUUGCUGAUCACCUUUUCCCAUAUUUCCCGAGAUAA
Parnassius mnemosyne (clouded apollo) is the source of this 1614-nucleotide messenger RNA. NCBI's taxonomy places the organism in Eukaryota, Metazoa, Arthropoda, Insecta, Lepidoptera, Papilionidae. The record is from the annotation of a GenBank genome assembly.